Molecule: messenger RNA, 1013 nt
Organism: Quercus robur (English oak)
Lineage: Eukaryota; Viridiplantae; Streptophyta; Magnoliopsida; Fagales; Fagaceae
Exons: 3
Coding region: 1-828 (275 amino acids)
Source: RefSeq, a predicted model, not a curated record
AUGGGAGUGGGUGAGUGUUUUGGUUCUAAAGAACCAGAGGCUGAGCUUGAAGAGCUCAGCGUCGCAUUGGCGUUAAUAGUGGACAUAGCUCCACCAAUAGAAUUUUGGCUUGAGCAUGCAGCAAUCGGAGAUUGUUUGGACUUUUUGGGAGUCCAUUUUGGGUUCCAGAAAGACAAUGUGAGAAACCAGAGGGAGCACGUCGUCUUCCUUCUGGUGAACUCUCACUCUUGGUUUUCAAUUCCUUCCGCUUUGAACUUGACUUUGACGUACAUUGCUUCCUUCACAGCCUCCUUCAAGCUCAGAAAAAACCUUCUUCACGUCGAACCUCCACAACCUGCUCGCACGCUCGCACACUCAUCGGUUCACAACCUCCACAGCCUCCUUCCUCUCUUCCUUCACGCCGAACCUCCACCACCGCCACACAGAUCGCUGGUUCACGCCAUUCCUCUGUUUCCUCUCUUCCUUCACACUGAACCUCCACCACCGCCACACAGAUCGCCGGAGCAGAACGAUUUCGAAGAAGAAGAGUUCGCUGGAGCUUGGAAACAAACCAGAGCCGCCGUGAGCUACGAUCCAAAGGUUGCAGAAUGUCAAAGGCAAAUAUUAGAAGCAGGAGAAAUGGUUGAAGAAGCGAAGCGCUCACUAGGGAUAAAUGUGGAUGGAAUUGAAGAUGGAGAUGCUUUUUUGGAGAAAGAAAACGAAGAAAUUGACAGAAGUGGACCACCUUUGGAACUAAAUACUGGAAGCUUCUUAUCACAUGCUUUUGAUGGAGCCGUAAAUGUGUCUGAGAAUCUUUUCCUUUUUGUUUUUGCUUCUGUUGGUCUAUAGUAUUGUUUUAAGAUGAAGCUACUUAGUCCUUUUCCUAUCAAAAAAUCAAUUUCAAGGUUAUGUCCAUAUGUGCUAGAUACCAUAUUUUGAAGAUGGUUAUACAAUUGCUAUAUCAAACUUAAAAGCUAUAAUAUGUAAUAUAUGCAAAAUUCGUGUCUUAUAAAAAGUGGCACCCAUUUAGAAUU